AUGCAAACCAGCUCAAUGCAAAACCUACGGGCAACACUCUUACGAGGCCUACUUGUGUUGGCUGCCCCCGCAGUGGCAAGUUGCCACUGUUCAACAGCACCUCAAGCAUGUUCAAUUCUCGCGUCGGCGUUGCCAGCUGAAGCGUUCGUUGCGCCAAACUCAACGGGCUACGAGACAGUUCAGAGUAGCUACUGGAGCGAAACGGCGGGUGAUCUGAGCCCGGCUUGCAUCACACGUCCCAAAAACACGGAGCAGGUGGCAUCCAUCGUGAAGAUACUCUCGUCCUGUGGUAGUGACGUCCAGUUUGCCGUUAAAAGUGGUGGUCAUGGAUCGUGGCCCGGCUGGUCCAGCACCGACUGUGGAGUUCUCAUUUCGUUGGACUUGAUUGAUGGAGUCCAGAAUGUGGCUGACAGUGGCUAUGCCGUUGUAGGGUCCGGCGCGCGAUGGGUUGAUGUGUACAAGAAGCUUGAACCUCACGGGGUGACUGUUAUUGGGGGCAGAUUUGCCUCGAUUGGCGUUGGUGGGCUUGUCGUUGGGGGAGGCAUUAGCUACUUCACCGGACUGCACGGCAUGGCUUGUGACAAUGUUCUCGACUACGAAGUUGUCCUUGCGGGCGGGACCGUCGCCAACGUCAGUCAAACAUCCAAACCCGACCUCUUUCGUGCACUCAAGGGCGGUGGGAACCAGUUCGGCAUCGUGACGCGCUUCAGUCUCAAGACAUACAAGCAAACGACACAGGUUUGGGCCGGUAUCUUGACCUUCUCUAUCGACAAGGCCAGUCAAGUUUUCAACGCCAUGCAGACCUUCAUCGCUAGGUAUGAUCCUCUAUCGCACAUAUACCUCAGCAUGGGAGGGGGCUCCAACCCUCAACUGUCAUUUAUAAACGUCUAUAUCUUUUACAACGCUUCUUCACCACCGGCCGGCGGCGCAAAUCCUUUUGCAGCCUUUUACGCAGCCGAACCAAUUGCAGACACAACCUCCACACAGAACUACUCAACCCUGAUAGCAUUGAACAACAAUGGCAACACGCCGCAGAACCGUUGGUUGAUCGGUGGCCACACAUUCCCUAACUUGUUGGCGCCGUACGGCGCUGAUAUGUACCUGAAGCAAUGGCAGGCCUUUCGAGACAUGGCCAACUCCACAGCAGCCGGUGAUCAGAACCUGCUCUUUUCCAUGGCGUUGGUGCCAGUACCAGCGGUCGCGAUGCGAGCUGGUGAGAACGUUACAGGGGUACAGAACGUGCUUGGCCUUGAACCUGACGCUGGUGAUGCCGUUUGGAUCGACUACACGCUAGCCUGGCUGGAUACCAAGGACGACAGAAAGAUGUUCGGGUUUGUCGAGCGCAUCAGCAAUGCCGGAGAUAGGUUAGCAACGUCCUUUGCGCCUGGAGUAGCCAGCACAAACGCCAUCCCGGGUGCUGUAACAGCCAAGGAGGCAGAGUUUUACCGGACUAACCCGCGGUACAUGAACUACGCGCUUCUGGACCAGCCUGUGCAGUCUAGUUACGGUAAGAAGAAUGAGCGGUUCUUGAAGCGUGUGCAGAAGCGAUAUGACCCGAAUGGGUUAUGGAGAAAGAACGGUGGAUUUUUAUGGGAUUGA
This is a messenger RNA of Fusarium verticillioides 7600, 1599 nucleotides long. RefSeq lists its product as hypothetical. The record is from RefSeq and is a predicted model, not a curated record. Bases 1 to 1599 code for a protein of 532 amino acids. The transcript has a single exon. NCBI's taxonomy places the organism in Eukaryota, Fungi, Ascomycota, Sordariomycetes, Hypocreales, Nectriaceae. Gene Ontology annotation, molecular function: oxidoreductase activity; FAD binding.